AUGACAACAACGAUUAUUGUUCAUAGUCCACCUGAUGAUGAUGAUGAAAUACAAUCUCAAACUGAACAACGUCAAUUUUUAAGUCUACCAACAUCAGAUGUACCAACGCAAACAACAAUUUUUAAGCCAUUUCCACAGAGUAUACUUAAAACAAUUGAAAAUGAUCGAAAACAUCGUUUAUCUCAUUCACGUUCAGCUGCGGAUUUUUUACAUCUUAAUCAAUCAUCAAUUGAUACAGUUGAUGAUGAUUUAUAUGAUAAUUAUGACACUAUAACAGCAGUAGAUUCCAAACGAAAACAUUCAUUACUUAUAAAUUCAACUCGACCACGAUCACCAUCAGACAUACGUAUUAAUAUAGAUCCAGAUAUAUCAUCUCAUCAACAUUCAAUUAAUCUUCAAAAUAAAAUCUUAUCUUCAACAUAUGAAAAUGAAACACAUCAUUCUGAUCCAUCAUUACUUAGUAUAAAAACUUCUAAACAAAAACGUGCUGAAUAUUUAAGACGUCAUGUUCUUGAACGUCGUUUUGGUCAUCGUAUGCAUUCAACAUUUUCUUCUUCAUCAUCAACAUUACGUUCAUUAGGUCGACGUUUUCCAUUACCAACUAUUUCUCCACGUUUAAAUCAUCGUAAACGUAUACAAUAUUUAUCAAAAGAUUCUAAAUGGCAUUUAGUUCGUAAUAAUCUAACUAAAAUUGCGAUGAUGAGUGAUUCAUAUGCUCGUAUGAAAAUAAUUCAAGGUGAUUUACGUUGGAAAUAUUUACGUGAAUUAAUAGAUAAACAAAUAUUAGAUAUACGUGAAAUGUCUGUCCUUCGUCAACAAUAUGAUGGAACAUUGAAAAAAUCUCAAAAAUCAAAUUCCGAAUUAAAAUCUAUUCAUUCUAAUGAAGUUGUACAUAUCGAACAUGAUGGUCGAGUUUUUUCAAUGAAUACACGUGAUCUUGUUCUAGGUCGAGUAAAUCCUGAUGAAAAUAUACAAUUAGAUACAUUGGCUCAAUUUGAAGCAAGAAGAAAAUUUCGAAUUAAACAAAGUCUAUUAAAACAACAAGAAGGAAGAACUCGUUUAAAAAAACAUAUUGCUUUUUCAUUUUGUUUAUGUAAUUUAUCUUUUAUAGCUUUUAUGUUUGUUAGUAUGUUUAUGUUUGCUAUGAAGACUAUUAUUGAAUUGAGAACAACAGAACUUUUUUAA
This is a messenger RNA of Adineta steineri, 1185 nucleotides long. Lineage: Eukaryota; Metazoa; Rotifera; Eurotatoria; Adinetida; Adinetidae. The record is from the annotation of a GenBank genome assembly.